AGCUGAAACCAUGGAAACCAGUCCGCCACUGCAGAGCAGUUUAAUGCGUUGAUUCCUGUGACAGUAGUGUGGCUAGUGGUCGGUGUAGGAGGGAGAUCCACUCGGCUGGAAACAUCAUUCCACUCGCGACGCGUGGUUUCCUACGUUUUAUUUAUGGGGCUUUAGCUGGGUUCAUUUGGCAGACUAUUAAACGUUCGUUUUCGAAUAGAUUACGUUCAAGAAGAUGCUGGAGUCAAUUAAAGUUACAGAGCAACUUCACUGGCCAGAGGUAGAUUUGUCUAAAAAGUCCAUCUUCAACUCUGCUGACAGGGUGGUGAGUCCAACCCAGGUGUGCCUUGAAAAGAUUUCUUCCACUGUUCUGAAUGGCCUCUGUGGUUCUGGCUCAAACAGUUACAACGUCCUGCUGCAAGCUGAGGAGGUGAAGAAGAAGAAGAAGAAGAAGAAGAAGCAGAAGCAGUCCCUGUGCAAAAGGCCGAAGACCUCUGUGAAAGGCAGUUCCAGUAAAAGAAACCGUCUGAGCCUGGCCCAGAAAAAGACCCACAUUCUAGGUGGUGGUGAAAAACCCAUCCAGACAAACUGUGUCCUCUCAGGCUGCAACGGCAAUCUUCUCAAGCCGACUCAAACCCUCACAGUAGUGGGCAGCAAGAUGGGAAUGACCCCUCGCACACUUCCACAGCCCAGGAAAACGUACGUCCAUAAUGUGCAUCGUCCUGUGCUUCCAUCCCUCCACAAAGCAGCAACCUCACAGGAGGUAGAAAAUGUCAAGAAGCUCUGCAUCCUCACAGCCGUCAAGCCAUCUAAUGUUGAGAAAGAGAAGGACAAGUUCUUCAAGUCUGACUUUAACUACAAUCCCCAGUUUGAGUACAGCAACCCAGUUUCUGCAGUUAUCCUGGCACGCCAUAACAAUGCCUCGGAUCACUUUCUAACACAGGCGGUGAACAUCAUGGAGCUUGCCUUGGAGAGAUAUGGCAGCUAUGAGAUGUUUGAGCAACUUACUGGUGGUAUCCUCCUAACCAAGAGUCGUAUCUGGAGCAGUGUGAAGAGAUACAUGGAGAAGGAAGGCUGUGUGGGCGAGAUAGUAGUCCAGGUGACAGACGACCUACUGUCCAGAGCCUCGAUGACGGUGGUGAACGGCAGACCCACCAUGACCAUCAACACCUCCAGUGCACGGGAGCACUGGCUGGAAGGCAUGCUAAGGCAUGAGAUUGGCACUCAUUACUUCCGGGGCAUCAACAACUGCCAGCAGCCUUGGAGCAGCAGCGUCGGAAGGAAGAAGCACAACCUGAAGCCUCUGAACCCAACAGAGGAAGGCCUCGCCAGCAUCCACAGUGUUCUGUUCAGGAAGGAUCCGACUCUGUGGCGCGCUGCUCUGCUCUAUUAUACCGUCUAUCAGGCCAGACACACGUCCUUCUGUCAGCUGUUCCACAACCUGGGGCACUUUGUCCAGGACCCAAACACACGCUGGGACUACUGCGUCCGGGCCAAGAGAGGCCAGACCGACACAGCCCUGCCAGGAUGCUUCAGUAAAGAUCAGGUUUAUCUGGAGGGGAUACUGAAGAUUCUGAGAAACAGAGACAAGAUUGACUUUCCAAUGCUGAUGGCUCUUGGAAAGGUGUCAUUUGAAGACGUGGAUCGUCUGAAACCUCUCGGUCAGAUGGAGAACGUCCGCAUCCCACACUUCAUGCAGGACCAGGCGAGAUAUGCUGAGCAGCUGACAAAAAUUAUGGUGGUCAACCAGCUGACUGAUGAAGAGCUGAAGAUCCUCAUCUGAGCACUGCCCUCUUCAUCCUCCACUGUCCCUAAUAAAACCUGCUCUACUCAGCUCCUGCCUGCAUGCAUCACAUCACUAACGCAGUCCUCACACAUGGUAGCAAAGCAGUGAAUUGUGUUGUUCUGUCUUUGGUGUUAAACUGUAAGACUAAUCGGUUAGUUCAGGUUCUUCAUGUUGAAUCAGCCUUAGCCACAGAUAAGGAACACAAGCCCUUUAAAUGACACUGGUGUGUUUUCAGUUUUGAUGUUAUCGCUGUUUUUUAUGCCAAUACAGAUGGAUGCAGUAUCAAUACAAACUGUAUUUUUCCUGGCCUGUAUUAAGUGAGGUGCCAAGUUUUUUCCAUUUUAUUAAAUGCUGCCACCUAGA
Molecule: messenger RNA, 2137 nt
Organism: Girardinichthys multiradiatus
Lineage: Eukaryota; Metazoa; Chordata; Actinopteri; Cyprinodontiformes; Goodeidae
Gene: matcap2
Product: KIAA0895 ortholog
Exons: 7
Coding region: 224-1771 (515 amino acids)
Source: RefSeq, a predicted model, not a curated record